UAUUUGUUCAUACACCGACUGGUGUCAUUUAGCGGCAUUUUGGCUCAACAAUACUAAAAGUACUUCUGUUUAAUGCUCGCUUAUAACUAGAUAUUAUAGAGCCUUACUUAUAACCACGGACGUACAUAUUAUAACAAAUAUCAUAUCGGUUUAAGACAUUAUAUCGCUAGAUGGCGCCAGUGAGUAGUUUUGGCGACUCGGUUUGACGAUCUCCUUAUCACAAUUCGUUGUGUAACCACUAUAUUAUCUGAAACCAUGACUGGCAAAUUUUAGUAUUAACAUCAUAUAAGAAUAAUAAUAAUAAUAAUUCCCGUAUGGCCGUUUGGUCAUUUAGUAUUUGGCUGCAAACAGCAUUACAGCAACACCCAACAGGUAGUAACAAGUUCCAAACAGUACUUUAGUAUAACAACGCAAAGUCUUAAUUUGCUACUAUGGAACAAUAUCAUCGAGAAUUGAUCAACAGUUGUAUGUCAGAUUUAAUAUAUGUUACUUCUGAUUUAGAAACUAUUGUUGAAAAUUUAUUAGAAAAAAAUGUUAUCAAUGAUUGGAUGAAAAGUUAUGUUUUGGAAGGUGAGGGAGAAUUAAUCAAAAAAACAAAGUUUUAUAAAUUAAUUCAAGGACGGGGACCUAACGCAUUUACAGCUUUAUGCAGAGUAUUAGAAGAAACAAGUAACAUAGAAGCUCGCAACAUUUUAACAUCAUCAAAAACAAGUGAGAAAGAGGAACAACAAUUAAGUUCAAUUGAACUAUUAGACACCGUGGCAUUGAAAAACACCAUCUCUGAACAUGAUGCGCCCUAUGUAAAAAUUCACCCUGAUUGCAAAUUCAUUGAAAAUGAUUUAAAUAAUUUACAAAGUAGUCACGGUGUUUAUCCAAUGAGAUCAAAUCCUAAGGGCCAUGCAUUGAUUUUAAAUAUCAAUAAUAUAAAAGAUAAAGACAAAAUUAUAGGAUUUGAUAAUGACAUGGCAAACGUAAAAAAAUUAUUUAAAUGCCUUGGAUUUAUUGUUCACUCAAAAGCAGAUUUAAUUGAAAAAGAAAUAAAAUAUGUUAUUAAUAAGUUCAUGGAUAUUUGCCGUAGUGAAAAAGCUAAUUCUAUUGUUGUGUUUAUCAUGUGUCAUGGUGUAACUGGAAAAGAUUCAACUAAAUCAUCUGAAGAUGGCAUUAUAAUAAAUGCUGACUGGUUAAUUGAACAAUUCAUGCAUAAAAAAUUUUCUGAAAAUACACCAAUGUUAUUUUUUAUUGAUGCAUGUCGAGGACCAAAUAGAGAUUUUGGUUGGAAAUACUGCGAUGGUAAAAAUAAUUACUUACAAAAUUAUGAUUCUAAUAUGUACCCAAUCGGAACAAUUUUGGACCAACGUUAUCAAGAUGUUUUCAUAGCAUAUGCCACUCUUCCUGGGCAUACUGCAAUACGUGAUCCAAUAGAUGGGUCAUGGUUCAUACAAAAGUUGUGUCAAGUAUUUUGUGAAAAUGCUUAUAAUACCGAAUUGGCUAGAUUGAUGUGUUUGGUGGAUAUUAAAUUAGAUGAACUGAGCAGCAUUGACCAUAGGUCUCAAACAGCAGAAUGGUCAUUUAGAGGUUUCAGAAAAAGGUUUUUCUUUAAUCCAGGCGUAUAUGAAGAUAAUCCAGAUGAUAAUAUUUUAAUGACUUCUUCAACCAAUCCUACUGAUGUUUAAGCAGAAUAUCAUUUUUCAAAUAUUAUUUAGUUAAGUUUAUGUUGUCUACAAAUUUUUUUGUCAAAAUUAUACAAUUAAUAUUGAUAAUAUAUAUUUUAUAGUUUUUUUUUUAUUUUUUAACGUCUUUGUUGUACUGAAUAUAGGCUUAACAAAAGUUUUUUUAAUUUUUUUAAUUACUAUUUACAAUUUAUAUAUAUACAUUUAUCAUAUUCAU
This is a messenger RNA of Acyrthosiphon pisum (pea aphid), 1887 nucleotides long. Its product is annotated as caspase-2-like. The transcript is spliced from 9 exons. The coding region runs from base 432 to 1673 and encodes 413 amino acids. NCBI's taxonomy places the organism in Eukaryota, Metazoa, Arthropoda, Insecta, Hemiptera, Aphididae. Gene Ontology annotation, biological process: regulation of apoptotic process; proteolysis. The record is from RefSeq and is a predicted model, not a curated record. Gene Ontology annotation, molecular function: cysteine-type endopeptidase activity.